This is a messenger RNA of Triplophysa dalaica, 4590 nucleotides long. It is a transcript of the gene kcnh5b, whose product is annotated as potassium voltage-gated channel, subfamily H (eag-related), member 5b. The record is from RefSeq and is a predicted model, not a curated record. The transcript is spliced from 11 exons. Gene Ontology annotation, biological process: regulation of membrane potential; potassium ion transmembrane transport. Gene Ontology annotation, cellular component: membrane. Lineage: Eukaryota; Metazoa; Chordata; Actinopteri; Cypriniformes; Nemacheilidae. Gene Ontology annotation, molecular function: voltage-gated potassium channel activity. The coding region runs from base 170 to 3247 and encodes 1025 amino acids.
UCCCGUGCCCACGUACUGUCGCUUUGAGUCCGGACUGCGCGAGGGUGGCACACAGAAGCUCCCGUGCUGUCAGCGCGCGACGUUACCAUGAGCCUCCUCGUUCCACCGGCAGACACUCCACGCGUAGACAGUGGCCACCUUACGAGUGCAGCGCAACAACCUCAGCCGCAUGAUGCCCGGGGGAAAGAGAGGGCUGGUGGCACCACAAAACACUUUUCUGGAGAACAUCGUCCGCCGCUCAAGUGAGACAAGCUUCUUGCUUGGAAACGCUCAGAUUGUGGACUGGCCCGUAGUUUACAGUAAUGACGGCUUCUGUAAGCUGUCUGGAUACCACAGAGCCGAGGUCAUGCAGAAAAGCAGCACAUGCAGUUUUAUGUAUGGGGAGCUGACAGACAAGAAGACUAUAGAUAAGGUGAGAAAGGCCUUUGACAACUAUGAAUCGAACUGCUUUGAAGUCCUGCUGUACAAAAAGAACAGAACUCCAGUUUGGUUCUACAUGCAGAUCGCACCGAUCCGUAAUGAGAAUGACAAAGUGGUUCUGUUCCUGUGUACAUUUAAGGACAUCACCGUCUUCAAGCAGCCAAUCGAAGACGAGAGCACCAGGAGUGAGUUUUUAACACGUCAUCAUGGCUGGACCAAGUUUGCCCGUUUGACUCGGGCUUUGACAAACAGCAAGAGCACCAUUCAGCAGCUUGCGCCCAUGAGCACGGCCGACAUCAGCUCGCACAAACACUCCAGACUUGCAGAGGUACUUCAGCUUGGCUCUGAUAUCCUUCCUCAGUACAAGCAGGAAGCCCCUAAGACCCCCCCUCACAUCAUCUUACACUACUGUACCUUCAAGACCACCUGGGACUGGGUCAUUCUCAUUCUGACCUUCUACACCGCCAUCAUGGUUCCCUAUAAUGUAUCCUUCAAGACCAAACAGAAUAACGUCACCUGGCUGGUUCUAGACAGCGUCGUGGACGUCAUCUUCCUCGUGGACAUUGUUCUCAACUUCCACACCACGUUUGUUGGCCCGGGAGGGGAGGUGAUCUCGGAUCCAAAGCUGAUCAGGAUGAACUAUCUGAAAACCUGGUUUGUUAUAGACUUGCUGUCCUGUUUGCCCUAUGACAUCAUCAACGCUUUCGAAAAUGUGGAUGAGGGCAUCAGUAGCUUGUUCAGUUCUCUGAAGGUGGUACGGCUGCUUCGCUUGGGUCGCGUUGCACGCAAACUGGACCACUAUCUUGAGUACGGCGCAGCUGUGCUCGUAUUACUGGUCUGUGUGUUUGGACUUGUGGCUCACUGGCUUGCCUGUAUAUGGUACAGCAUAGGUGAUUAUGAGGUCAUCGACGAACAAACCAACACCAUUAAGACUGACAGCUGGCUCUACCAACUAGCCACCAGCAUAGGCUCUCCAUACCGCUACAAUGCAAGUGGGAAUGGCCAAUGGGAAGGUGGGCCUGGGAAAGACUCUCUAUACAUAACAUCACUGUAUUUCACCAUGACGAGCUUGACCACUAUCGGCUUCGGAAACAUCGCACCAACUACAGAUGGAGAGAAGAUCUUCUCUGUGGCCAUGAUGAUGGUGGGAUCUCUUCUAUACGCCACCAUCUUUGGUAACGUGACGGCGAUUUUCCAGCAGAUGUACGCAAACACCAACCGUUACCACGAGAUGCUGAAUAAUGUACGAGAUUUCCUCAAGCUCUACCAGGUGCCUAAAGGUCUCAGCGAGAGAGUGAUGGACUACAUCGUCUCCACCUGGUCCAUGUCCAAAGGCAUUGACACAGAGAAGGUCCUCUCCAUCUGUCCUAAGGAUAUGCGGGCAGAUAUCUGCGUGCACCUGAACAGAAAGGUGUUCAAUGAGCACCCUGCAUUCCGAUUGGCCAGUGAUGGAUGUUUACGUUCACUGGCCGUGGAGUUCCAGACCAUUCAUUCCGCCCCUGGUGACCUCAUCUUCCAUGCGGGGGAAAGUGUGGAUCUGCUCUGUUUUGUGGUGUCAGGGUCACUGGAGGUCAUACAAGACGAAGAGGUCAUUGCUAUACUGGGUAAAGGGGACGUAUUUGGUGAUGUGUUUUGGAAGGAGACGACUCUGGCCCACGCAUGUGCUAAUGUACGAGCGCUGACAUACUGCGAUCUUCACAUUAUAAAGCGAGAAGCCCUGCUGAAGGUGCUGGAAUUCUACACAGCGUUUGCUAACUCUUUCUCUCGAAACCUCAUUCUUACCUGCAACCUGCGAAAAAGGUUUGUUUUCCGUAAAAUCAUUGAUGUAAAGAAAGAGGAAGAGGAGAGGCAGCGAUCGAAGAAUGAGGUGCUCACCAUACCUGUGGACCACCCUGUCCGAAAACUUUUCCAGAAGUUUAAGCAGCAGAAAGAGCUCCGUAACCAGGGUGCUUCAACCCAGCUCGACCUGGAAAAGAACCAACACCUGCACGCUCACAGUGCCCUGCAGUCCACACGCACACCACUUCAUAAACCUCAUGGCCCCCUCAUGCAAAACUCACUGCACACGGUUCACAACGGAUCCACAAGCAGCGUAGUCACCAUCUCGCAGAUCACGCCCAUCCAGAACUGUCUGGCCUACCCAAAACCGGGAGACUCCAUCAAGCAGAACAACCGCGACAUCAUGGAACUCAAACCCGCCGGUGAUCAGGCCGCGAACAGGUUGAAGGUAAAUAACACGACCCGGACCAAACCCGCAGGAACCACCCGUGGCUGGAUGAGACUGAAAAACAACGUGGGCGCUCCGGGUUCACCGCCAGAGGAGGACAGGAAAGAGGGACUGAACAAUGCCGCCAAAGCCGUGUCCAUGGAACACCUGUCGCCGGAUGUCAAAGUUCAGAUAGAAAAUGUCGAGGAGGUUGGGGGAUCCAGAAAGAAUUCUCUUCGCAAAACAGACUCUUGGGAUAGCGGCCUGACCUACAGCGACCAGAGACUCGAUCGAGUUUCGGAACCCCAGAGUCCCGUACCUGAGGUUGGCGGAGAAGGACCCGCUCGUGUAUUCUUUCCCAGUAGCGAGAUAGCCUUCCAAGCCUCGCUGCAGGAGGCAAGGCUUGAGCUACGGGCCGAAAUUCAGGCUUUGAACGGGAGGAUGGCAGUUUUGGAGGAGAGGGUUGGAGAGAUUCUCAGAUUGCUUUUAGAACAGUCAAAGGUCCCGUCUAGUCAAGAACCCACCUCAAAAUCCCACAGACCCAAACUUAAAGCACAGACCAGUGAUCCAGUAUCCACAGCAUGUACACCUUACUCUGAAAAAGAUAUGGGUUCACCGUAGAGGUAGAAUGACUUCAAGGUUAAUUCAAGAUGAAGCAUUUGUGGCAUCACUGGGGUGUUUCUAGAGCGUCCAAAUUUGGUAUGCCUAAAGCUUAUAGUGGAACCUCUUUACAGUAGGAUAGCUUGGGAUGGUUUCUGGAGCUCUGUAGCAUCUAAGGUUGGAAUCUUACAGCUGAACAUCUGUACUGGAUGGUUCUGGGGUUGUCAGAACCAAAUGACAUCUGCUGCUACACAAGUGCAGUUUUGCACUUACACUGAACUCAGGCAGGAAUUUUCAGAUGAGAUUUUAAUUUUCUUCAACCUGUGGGGUUGUACAUACUUUGCACGUCCAGCUGGGUUCUGGCUUGCCGAAAAUGUGAAACACUAAUGAUGUCUGUACAAUUAACUUGAUAUUUAAAUGCUUGUAUAUUAUGCAGUUAACUGCAUGCAGAUCUAUUUAUUCUCACAGAAUGCUUAUUUUUAUUGUCUACGGGACUGUUCAUUGCCUUGAAAAAGUAGAAAUUUCAGUACUGUGCAUUCAGCUUUUCGGCAAGACGUAGCAUGACAAACACUGAGAGAGAUGGGUUUGGUGUGUAACAUUUUUUGUAGAAUAUGCAUGAAUGAUUUCAGUAGCACUCAAGCACUUCGCCUUAACUGACCUAGAAUCACCCUUAAGAUAAAAAUGAUAGAUUUAUAACAAAGACUUGCACUUCAUUUAAGUGUAACUGGAAUAUAUUUAUGUAUUAUUUCAACCUGUUCUGCUAGCAGAAUAUCACAAAUGUUAAAUAAUAUAUUUUAUGUUAUAUUUAAUAUUUGGUUUUAAAGUAUACAUUCCUCGGUUAGAAGAAAUAGACUCAAAACACUUUCAUACUGUAUUUGUAAGCAUAAAACGUUGUUCAUAAUGUACACUGUAAAACAACUAUUUAUAAGAUUUACUUUUAAUGCAAUGGUGUGCAAAGACUUGACACAAAAAAUGUUUAGUAAUAUUGACCUUAAAAACCGUGUAUAAUUUUUUUACAAAAACAUUUAAGUAAAAUUUACUGAAAAACUAUCUGAUACAAAAAUCCUGAUAUGUUAUGCUUAACACUUCUUUUGGUAUGAUAUUAUUUCAUCAUUUAAUACUCCUGGUCUUUCCAUCCACAUUGACAUCAUAUUUUUGAAGACUCUUGAUAACCACAAUAUUUGUUGGUCUGUGUAUUUAUGUCUAUCUGAUGGUACAUUUUACCUUUACAAAUGUCAGCAUUUAUUUUGAAGGAUCGUGAUUUUUCUUUUCAUUCAAAUUUUGCAAUAUGUGAUGUUUUACUACUGGUUUUGCCACUGUACUGUACAUCUCCCUGUGGUUUCAAAUGACUGUAUUAUAUGCAA